AAUGCGGACCUGCCGGACAAGAUUCCCGGAAGUAUACUGUAACCACGUGCUGUGCUAAGUGAGUAAAAAUGGAGGCGGUCGAUUUUUCUCUCUUGAUGGAUCAGCUCCAUUCUCUCAAUCAGCUAGGUCUUGACAAAAGCGCCCAGCUACUGGCUGACAUGUUGGUUUUUAACUGCUCUAUUAAAAAUAGAUUUUUAUUAGCGUCUUAUGGAGACUCCCUCUACAAUGACGAGCAAUACAAUAGGGCCUUGCACUAUUAUCGUCAGGCUCUCACUGCUGAAGCAGGCAGCCAAUCAGAUUCAGACAUUAAGAACGUGAGUGAAGGUAGAAUACAAUGGAGUAUUUAUAAAUGUUAUUUAAAAUUAAGGCAAUACGAUGAUGCUAUCCAUGCUUUAUUAUCUGUUCCAGUGAAGCAGAGAACUAUACAAAUUGAAUUAGCUUUAGCAAAGUUGUAUCAAAAUUUCAAAAAGGACAAUAACAAUGCUGUCAUGUAUUACCGGAUGGUUUUAAUGAAAUGUCCAUUUGCUUUGGAAGCUGUAACAGCAUUGCUUUCUCUAGGAGUGUCACUAGCUCAGCUGGUGGCCAUAUUUAGACAACAUUCACCAUCUCUUUCUUCUUAUAACUGGCUAAGUGUUUGGCUUAAAGCUCAAGAGAAUAUAUCAUUAUAUCAAUAUGCAGAUGCCCUGAGAGAUUUUGAGACACUCAACAAAUCGGGUUUCACUCUUAGUCCAGAAAAUAACAGUCAGAUUGGUUGGAUCAUGUCAAAAUUAUUAAAGAAAUCCCAAGCCAUUGAGUUAUUUAAAAAAGCCUGUGUCCAGGAUCCUUAUGUUAUCAACUACAUGGACACUUUUGGGAGAUUAUUGUCAUCGAAAUCAUCAAAUCCAACCAACUCAAAGCUAGCGGAUCAGUUAUUGGCUGUGUCAUCACUCCACCCUCAGCCACUGGUCGUGAAGAUAUGGUCACUCCUCAGGACACAAAAGAGAUCAAAUGCGACCCACGUCCAAAUACUGAUACAAAAGAUCAAUAACAUCAUGAGCUCUUUAGAGGCCGGGAAAUCUGAGAAAUCAUAUUUAUUAGGCACAAUAAGUCUAUCAAGACAGAAGUAUGAAGAAGCCAUUGUUAGUUAUCAAGAGGCUAUUAGGAUUGAUCCAUCUUUCUUUGAAGCAUAUGAAAGUUUGUUGAGAUGCUACCUGAUAUGCAGAGGUUACAGAGCAGCCUUCAGUACAAUGUCCUCAGCCGUUAAGAGCAUUAAGAUCCCUUCACAGCAGCUCUAUCUUGAAGCCAUUGUGUUAGCUAGUAAACCAGGGACUGAGGCUAAGGCCAUUAAGUGUCUUGAGAAUGCUGUGAAACUUGAUAAGACUUUUGACAGAGCCACCAUAGCUCUCUGUCACUCUCUCACUCAAUCAACCCAAACUGUACCUAAAGCCAUUGAAAUGUUGAAAGAUAUUUUGAAGGUACAUCAAUCAGCUCCUUUGUAUUACGAACUCGCAAAAUGCUACGAAUUAUUGAAACACUUUGUGGAGGCAUUGGAGAAUUAUGAGAUAUCCGUAAGAAUGGAUCCAGAUUUCAAUGAUGCUGUAUCUAGUCUUCUCUCACUGCAAGAGAAGAUGUCUUCUGGUGAUACUUUGAUGGAAUUUGAGAGAGAAGGAGAGAGAGGGGGAGGGGACGAGAAUGAACCUGCUGAAGCAAAAGAGAAUUUAUCUGACAUAUUGUUUGGUCAAGUUGGCGAAGGAACACCAGCUGCUUCAAGAGAUCUAGGUGGUGAUGUCUCUGCUUUCCCAGUCCUUGAUUUUGGUGAGGAAGAGGAGGAGGAAGGGGAAGGAGAUUAUUGAGCAUUACCAGUCAUAGAGUGACACAAACAUGCGCGAUUACAUCUACGUGUCCAAUUAUAAUAUUGUUUACAGUGAUUUUUAAGUAA
This is a messenger RNA of Amphimedon queenslandica, 1918 nucleotides long. RefSeq names its product anaphase-promoting complex subunit 7-like. Gene Ontology annotation, cellular component: anaphase-promoting complex. The record is from RefSeq and is a predicted model, not a curated record. Gene Ontology annotation, molecular function: protein binding. Gene Ontology annotation, biological process: cell division; positive regulation of mitotic metaphase/anaphase transition; protein ubiquitination. The transcript has 20 exons. NCBI's taxonomy places the organism in Eukaryota, Metazoa, Porifera, Demospongiae, Haplosclerida, Niphatidae. Bases 69 to 1832 code for a protein of 587 amino acids.